Messenger RNA from Ictidomys tridecemlineatus (thirteen-lined ground squirrel), 1068 nucleotides. It is a transcript of the gene Pde6g, whose product is annotated as phosphodiesterase 6G. Lineage: Eukaryota; Metazoa; Chordata; Mammalia; Rodentia; Sciuridae. Gene Ontology annotation, cellular component: photoreceptor outer segment membrane. Gene Ontology annotation, molecular function: 3',5'-cyclic-nucleotide phosphodiesterase activity; cGMP binding. Gene Ontology annotation, biological process: visual perception; positive regulation of epidermal growth factor receptor signaling pathway; positive regulation of G protein-coupled receptor signaling pathway. The record is from RefSeq and is a predicted model, not a curated record.
GGCUGCUCAGGACCACACUUCGCCUCCUGGUCUCUGGCCAUCUUUUAGGCCCUUAACUGCUCCUAAGUGUCUCUGUCCACCCCUGGUAUCCUGGGCAGGAUCUCUUUCUCAGGGCUCCAGGCUCAUUAGUGGGUGUCAGAGAGAGGAGUCUUAAUCCGAUCAAAGGCAGCAGGAUAAGUGGCUGGACCAGCACCCUGCUGAGCCAGGUUCAGCCCUGGCACCUGUGGCUCCCUGAGACCUUACCGGCACCUGAACAGGAGAGUUGACCAGAACCCCUGCCUGGUCUGACCUCAGCCACUCAGGAGUCCAGGUCACUCUGAGGAAAUCCAGAAGCCAAGGGUCACUGUAGUGUCUCUGCCAGCCUCGCCAUGAACCUGGAGCCACCCAAGGCCGAGAUCCAGCCACCCACGAGGGUGGUUGGAGGACCUGUUACCCCCAGGAAAGGACCACCCAGAUUUAAGCAGCGGCAAACCAGGCAGUUUAAGAGCAAGCCACCCAAGAAGGGCAUCCAAGGGUUUGGGGAUGACAUCCCUGGAAUGGAAGGCCUGGGAACAGACAUCACGGUCAUCUGCCCAUGGGAAGCCUUCAACCAUCUGGAGCUGCACGAACUGGCCCAGUACGGCAUCAUCUAGCCAGACCUUCUGGGGUCCUGGACUCUGCAUGGCCUGCUGGAGCCCUGCUCAGGAUCCCUGCAGGGGGCCCCCAGCACAGCAGGCACCUGGCCUCCAGGCAGGGUGAUCUUAGGCCCUGGAUGCUAGUUGCCAGGAGCCCCCCUCCCCAGGACACCCUGCUGACCUCUUGUUGACCCUGGCCCACCCCCAAGCCUUCACCUCCUCCUGACUGGAACAGAGAGAGAACCCACACGUGUAUGUCCCCCACCGUCAGCCCCCUGUGCUGCUUUGUGCAGGUGAGGAGGCCCCCCCCUCAGCUCUUCCACCUGGCAUGGGUGGGCCAUGGUGGGAGUCCUGCUUUGCAAUGAGAGAAUGAGGCCCUUCAUCAUCAGCCUUUCCAAAAUGACCCACCCUCCUUGUCUCCAUACCAUAAUAAAAUGAGCAUGUCCCUGCUUGC